AACCCUGGUUUUAAUGGUUUCAUCAAGCCUAUUUGGGCCAUGUUCGGGGGGCCAAAUGAAAAGCUUUGGCGGGCCGGAUGUGGCCUGCGGGCAGCCUGUUGAGUAAAUUCAAGAGGCGUUUGCGUUCAAGCUGAGAACUCGGAAUUCCCAAACUCCGUAAAUACAUGGAACCUUUAGUAAGUUUACUUGUGAAGUAAAACGUAAACGUGGACGAGAAAGACGACGUUGACUGUCCCACAGUGGAGUGACCUCUUCUAAUAUUCAAAGGAGCUUUACUACACAAAAAUGCAAAGCAGAGAAAAGCUGAAGAAGGAGGAGAUGGACGAGAAAAAUCAGUGUAAGAAAAGGCUGAGGGUGUGUGUGGCAACCUGCAACAGAGCAGACUACUCAAAGCUGGCUCCCAUCAUGUUUGGGAUGAAAUCCCACCCUGAUGACUUUGACCUGGAUGUAGUUGUGCUUGGGUCACAUCUCAUUGAUGACUAUGGGAACACUUUUCGUAUGAUUGAGCAGGAUGACUUUGACAUCAGCUCCAAACUGCACACAAUCGUGAGAGGAGAGGAUGAGGCAGCCAUGGUAGAGAGUGUCGGGUUGGCGCUGGUCAAACUUCCGGAUGUCCUACAGAGACUGCGGCCAGAUAUCCUAAUUGUCCAUGGAGAUCGUUUUGAUGCACUGGCUCUUGCAACUUCUGCAGCGCUGAUGAACAUUAGAAUACUUCAUCUGGAGGGAGGAGAGGUAAGCGGCACAAUUGAUGACUCAAUCCGCCACGCCAUCAGUAAACUGGCCCACUUUCAUGCCUGCUGCACACGAAGAGCAGAGCAGCACCUCAUCUCAAUGUGUGAAGACCACUCUCGGAUAUUGCUGGCCGGCUGCCCCUCCUACGAUAAGCUGCUUUCUCCUCAUUACCGGGAAGACUAUAUGGAUAUCAUUAAGAGCUGGCUGGGCGACAAUGUGCAGGAUCAUGACUACGUUGUGGCUUUGCAGCACCCAGUCACCACUGAUAUCCAGCACUCUAUUAAGAUAUAUGGACUCAUGUUGGAUGCGCUUGUCUCCUUCAACAAAAAGACCCUCAUCCUUUUCCCCAACAUUGAUGCUGGAAGUAAGGAGAUGGUUCGCGUAAUGAGAAAAAAGGGCAUCGAGCAGCAUCCCAACUUUCGGGCAGUGAAGCACAUUCCCUUUGAGCAGUUCAUUCAGAUGGUGUGCCACGCCGGCUGCAUGAUUGGAAACAGUAGCUGUGGAGUACGAGAGGCUGGAGCUUUUGGCACGCCAGUCAUCAACCUGGGAACGAGGCAAACAGGCAGAGAAACAGGUGAAAACGUUCUCCAUGUGAGAGAUGCCGACUCCCAUAAUAAGAUCUACCACGCGCUCCAGCUGCAGUUUGGAAAGCGAUAUCCCUGCUCUAAAAUUUAUGGUGAUGGAAAUGCUGUCCCUCGCAUUCUCAAGUUCCUCCGAUCCAUUGACCUGAAGGAGCCCCUUCAGAAGACUUUCUGCUUCCCCCCAGUCAAAGACUGUAUCUCCCAGGACAUUGAUCACAUCCUGGAGACACAAACUGCAUUAGCUAUCGACCUCGGAGGUACCAACCUCAGAGUGGCAAUCGUCUGCUCCAGGGGUAUUAUUGUGAAGAAAUAUACUCAAACUAAUCCAAAGACCUUUGAGGCCAGAAUGCAGCUUAUAUUGAAAAUGUGUGUAAAUGCCACACAGGAUGCGGUCUCUCUCAACUGUAGAAUACUGGGUGUUGGAGUGUCUACGGGCGGGCGUGUAAACCCACAGGAUGGUGUGGUACUGGACUCGACAAAGCUAAUACAGGAGUGGACCUCUGUUGACUUAAGAACACCCAUCUCUGACGCCUUGCACCUGCCCGUUUGGGUCGACAAUGACGGCAACUGUGCGGCAUUGGCCGAGAGGAAAUUUGGUCAUGGUAAAGGAGUGGAGAACUUUGUUACCGUCAUUACAGGAACUGGGAUUGGAGGAGGGAUCAUCCAACACAACGAACUGGUCCAUGGCAGCACUUUCUGUGGCGCUGAGCUGGGUCACAUAAUGGUUUCCUUAGACGGUCCAGAGUGCUCGUGUGGAAGCCGAGGAUGCAUCGAGGCUUACGCUUCUGGCAUGGCCCUGCAGAGAGAGGCCAAAAGACUGAUAGAUGAUGAAAAGCUAAAAGUGGAGGGAUUGGAUAUGAAGCUCUCGGAACCCAUCACCGCUGCUCACCUCAUCAGUGCAGCCAGACUGGGGAACGCCAAAGCUGAAGCUGCUCUCAACAAGGCUUCCACAGCACUGGGCGUUGGCAUUAUCAACAUCCUGCACACAAUCAACCCCUCACUGGUCAUCCUAUCUGGUGUCUUGGCCUCGUUUUACCAAGACCCUGUGAAGCGCUUUAUCUCCAGCAGAGCCCUCUUACCUGCCCAGAACACCACAGUGGUCGCAUCAGACUUGGAAGAACCUGCUUUGCUUGGAGCAGCUAGUAUGGUAUUAGACUAUGCUACAAGACGGAUUUAUUAGAGGAUAAAUAUAGUCCUUGCCCUUGCAUCAAAAACGAAAAUCCUACGAAGAACCUUAUUGUCGCACCUGUUCACUCUCCAUCUGGAUAUGGAAACAUUUUCGAAGCUAAAUUGAGAAAUCUGCUUGUUUUCUUUUUGUUGUAGUUGUGUUCACAUUAAUAUAAUUCCUCGGUAUCCUCAGCCAAAAGUCCAGAUUCCAGCAGAGAUACUCUUUUAUUGUGUCAAGGGGGUCCCUUGUGCAGUCCAUGUUAUUAUGUUCUUAUUUCAGAGAAAAUGCAAGUCGUUUUUGGCUUAAGUCAGACAACAAAUUGCUGUCCUUCAUGUUAUUAGAGCAGAUCACUUUUGACCAAAAUAUUUUGAAAGACUGCUCUUUAUUUUUUCCAUAGUUUAUUGUUUAACCUUUCUACAGGUUUUGUUUAUCCCUUACUGUGAUAAGGGCGAUUGACACUAUAUUAUGUUAUAUUUACAUAUAUUUUCUUAUCAAUCAUUGUGCACGAUUUAGGGUAAAAUAUAUUGAUGUUCAAGUUGGUAGUCUCAAAGACUUUUAGCGAUAAUGACCUUAACAUUGAAAUAAUAUAAUUAUUAAAUCAUAGACUGAACACUGUUGUGACUGAAACCAGUUUUACUACUUCUGCAGCUAUAUUGAAGGUAUGUUUGCAGCCCUACACAUUGUACUUAUCAUACAUAAAAUGUGCUUCCACUGA
Messenger RNA from Entelurus aequoreus (snake pipefish), 3196 nucleotides. RefSeq names its product glucosamine (UDP-N-acetyl)-2-epimerase/N-acetylmannosamine kinase (gene gne). The transcript is spliced from 14 exons. Gene Ontology annotation, molecular function: N-acylmannosamine kinase activity; hydrolase activity, hydrolyzing O-glycosyl compounds; UDP-N-acetylglucosamine 2-epimerase activity. Gene Ontology annotation, biological process: UDP-N-acetylglucosamine metabolic process. Lineage: Eukaryota; Metazoa; Chordata; Actinopteri; Syngnathiformes; Syngnathidae. The record is from RefSeq and is a predicted model, not a curated record. The coding region runs from base 286 to 2493 and encodes 735 amino acids.